Molecule: messenger RNA, 603 nt
Organism: Pseudozyma hubeiensis SY62
Lineage: Eukaryota; Fungi; Basidiomycota; Ustilaginomycetes; Ustilaginales; Ustilaginaceae
Product: N-methyltransferase
Exons: 2
Coding region: 1-603 (200 amino acids)
Source: RefSeq, a predicted model, not a curated record
AUGGCGUCGACAAGUGGCGCAUCGGUCUCUGGCGGAAGCGCUGCUCAGCACAUUGACGUUGAUGAUGUCGAACACGGCGUCGGCUCGGGAAUCAGCACGAUUGCUACGGAAGUUGUGGACGACGAAAUGGCUGGAGACGCUACCUCCGCCGCUCAAGGCACGCAGACACCACUCAGCACCAACACAGAAGAGCCACAGGACGAGUCAGAUAUGGCCGCAUCCUUCUAUCAGAGCACCAGCACCGGCAGCCAUAAACGUCAGAGCGUCUCCAAGCCGGCGAAUUCCCAUCCAAUCGUGGUUCAUGAUCAAGACGAGGACGAUCUGAUGGAGCCAGACUUGCCCGGUCGGGAAGAGAGGGUAGGUGCAUUUGCCGGUCAGAAUCACGCUGCGGUCUUGCUCGCCACAGCCUUCUUCUCACCUCAACACAGCAUGACUGACGAACGUUUCGAUGUGCGCACAGCUACUCGACGAGAAGAUCAGGGCUCGCUAUAUUCAAGCGUGAUUGUGAUGAUGCGUGUGAUGGUGGUAGUGAUGCGGAUGAUGCGCGUGAUGGUGACUGUGAUGCGAGUCAUGCACCGAGCCAGAUUCGUCGGGUCGGAUUGA